Molecule: messenger RNA, 1952 nt
Organism: Jatropha curcas
Lineage: Eukaryota; Viridiplantae; Streptophyta; Magnoliopsida; Malpighiales; Euphorbiaceae
Cellular component (GO): nucleus
Source: RefSeq, a predicted model, not a curated record
CCUCGCGAGAAAAUAAAUUGGAAAAGAAAAAAAAAAAAAGGUGCAGAAAAGCGGAAAGAACAAAAAAACAAAACUCCGUUCCAUUUUCCUACUCUGAGUAGCGCAGAGAAUGGCCGAGGAGGCUCAAGAUUGCGAGACGCCGGUGAAAAAGGAAACGGCGGUUGGUUCGCCGGAUAUCGAGUCACAGAUUGAGGAAGCUAUGCGCUCCCGAGUCAACCACUUCAAAGAACAAGCCGAUUCAUUGACAUUUGAGGGAGUCAGGAGACUGUUAGAGAAUGACUUGGGAUUGCAGAAAUUUGCGUUGGAUGUGCAUAAGAGAUUUGUCAAGCAAUGUCUGCUAAAGUGCUUGGAAGGAGCUGUUGAUGACAAUGCUUCCAAGGAUACUGGGGAAAGCAGGGAAAAACAUUCCUGUUCAACAAAAAGAGAAGCUGCAGAAUCUCCUGAAGGACACGAUUUGAAAAAUGAUAUAAAAGAACAGGGUUCCGAGGAUGAGGAGAAAAUGGAAGACUCUCCUGUAAUGGGCCUUCUGACAGGGAAAAAAACCAAUAAAUCGGAAACUAAGGAAACUCCAGUUGAUAAGAAUAAAAAAGUUCCAAGUGAGGACAACAUAAAGAAAGCCUUAUUAAAGAAGGCUUCCUAUGUCAAAGCCAAUUCUGAGAAAGUUACAAUGGCUGGACUUCGUCGACUUUUAGAGGAAGAUCUCGGACUUGAUAAAUAUGCACUUGAUCCCUUCAAGAAAUUUAUAAGCAAACAGUUAGAUGAGAUAUUACAAUCUCCUGAAGUUUCUGAACCGAAGAAGAAAAAUUUAAAAAGUAAUUCUCAAGAAAAAGCAUCUGCAAAGAAGAGGACUAAAGAGAGUUCAGAAUCUUCAGAUGGAGGGAGUGAUGAAGAGGAUGAAGAUGAAGACGAAGAUGAAGUAAAACCAAAGAAGAAAAUUAUUCCGAAGCAAAAGAUGCUAAACUCUGAAGGGUCAAAAAAACGGAAAAGGAUUGAAAAAGAAAGCAUAGUAUCUGGCAAGAAGCGCAACAAACCUGUGGAAAAAGUGGCAGAGGACGGUAGUGAUGUAGAAGACAGCGGAAAUGCCUCAGAAGAUAGUAAUUCUCAAUCAUCAGCUGAAAAACCAGUGAAGAAAAAGGACUCUUCAACUCCAGCAUAUGGGAAACAUGUUGAGCAUCUAAAAUCUGUAAUCAAAUCCUGUGGGAUGAGUGUGCCUCCUGUAGUUUACAAGAAAGUCAAGCAGGUGCCUGAGAACAAACGUGAGGCACAGCUAAUAAAGGAGCUAGAGGAGAUACUAUCUAGAGAGGGAUUGUCAUCAAACCCUUCUGAAAAAGAAAUCAAGGAAGUCAGAAAGAGAAAGGAAAGGGCGAAGGAACUCGAGGGCAUAGACACGAGUAAUAUUGUGUCAAGCUCACGUAGAAGGUCGACAACAAGUUAUGUGCCCCCUCCGAAGCCCAAAGUACCGGUUGAAAGUGAUAGUGACAAUAGUGAUGAGGAUGAGGAUGAGGAUGAGGAUGAUGAUGACGAUGACGAGGAAGAGGAAAACGAUGAAGAAGAUGAUGGAGAAAAUGAUGGGGAUGAUGAGAGCCAGAGUGAAGAAGAGAAUGCCGAAGACAGUGAUUGAUUGAAUACCGAGUAGGCCGACUCGCAAGUUGAUUGAUGAAUAGAUACUUCGACAAAUUAGAUAUAUGGAUGCAUCAUCUAUUUUAAUUAUUUAGUUCUAUUUUCUUUUUUUGUAUUUUUCUCGAGUGUAGGAACGUAUAGCUUUCAAGGACAAUUUGUUUGCAGGUCCUUCCGUUUAGGAUAUCCUCCCCCAGUUCAUUUGGUGACUUAUAGAAUGUUUAUCUUACCCUGAUAAAUUUAGCUUCUUAUGUAAACAAAUAGUUCUGUAUGUUGAUGUGUGUUACAGUUUUCUUGCAGCAACUGCCCAUAAAAGGUCUCUAAGAUGUAUGAAA